Messenger RNA from Rotaria sp. Silwood2, 1353 nucleotides. Lineage: Eukaryota; Metazoa; Rotifera; Eurotatoria; Philodinida; Philodinidae. The record is from the annotation of a GenBank genome assembly.
AUGGCAUCUAAUCGUCCUCCAUUGCCAAUUUAUUCUCAUCUUAUCACACCAGCUCGUCGUACAAAUACAUUUCAAGGUGGUCAACGACCAUCAAAUGUCAUUAAAUUAGCAUCAUCAACAAUAUCAUUAAAUGAAGGUGAAACACCUUUAAAUAAAACACAUGUAUUUUCUCCUAUUGUUAAUUCACAAUCACCAUCAUCAUCAAAUGAUCAUCUACUAAAAUAUGAUAUUCGAAGAUUACGUGCUAGUCUUGAACGUAAAGAAGAACAAAUUAGUUGGUGGAUGGAAAAAUCAAAAAAUGAUAAUGAGAAAUUCGAAGCUCUGAAAUCUAGAUUAGAACAAACAAAUCGUCAAAAUGAUACAACAUUACAAUGUGUUCGAUCGACACUUGAUGGUUUAACAUAUAUAAAUCGAUCAAUAAAUAUUAUAUUUAUGCAAGAAGAUAAAGAAAAUAAAUUGUAUGAUGAUGAACAAGAAGAACUAAAUGAAGAAAAUCUUGAUGAAAAUAUUUCUCUUGUACUUUUAUCACGUUUAAAUGAUAUUUGUAUAAAACUAGCCAAAAAUAUUGAUUUACUUCUUCGUACACCACUUUCUUCUGGUGUAUCAUCAAUAAAACAUUCUCAUCCUGUUCAACGACAUGAAUCAAAUGCUUCAUCUAUAUCAAAACAAUCUACUGAUGAUAUUCAUGAUACAACUAAUAUUGUUUAUGAAGAAAUUAUUGAUAAACUUAAUAAUGAUCUUGAAUCAAUGAAAAUUCGUCUUGCGGAACAAGAACUUCGAACAGAAAAUCUUGAAGAAGAAUUAAAUCAAUGUAAAUCAGCUCAUUUAUCAGCAAAAAUAACAUUUGAUACACAAGAAAAAAAACUUCAAGAGCAAUUAACACUUAAAGAUAAACAAAUUAUAUCAAUUGCGACAAAUGAACAUGAUGUCCUACGACAAGUCUUAGAUGAAAAAACUACCGCAUUCGAACGUUUAAACGGUAUUUUAAAACCAAAAAAUUCUUCUUUAUCUUUUUUUUUUCUAAUUAUUACAGAGGAGUAUGAAUUACUUAUGACUAAAUAUCAAAGUGAAUAUAAUCGAAAUGUUGAUUGUAUGAUAAAAACUGAUGCAUUACAUGAACAUAUUCGUUUAUUAAGUGAAACAUUAGCUGCAAAAGAAAUCAAUGAAGAAAAACUAACAACACAACAACAACAAAUGAAAAAACUAAUGACAUUACUUAUUCCAAUAACACCAUCUUCAGCAAUAAAUAAAAAACAAAAUGAUAAACAAACAUUUGGUCGUAAAGUUAAACGACAUCUUCGAGAAUCAUUUUCAUCGCUUGUUAAUCACAAACCAACGUCAAACAAUCAAUAA